UUUAGCCAUAUCCAACGAAACACAGCAGACGUACUAUUUUAUCGGUGAAAACGAAAAAGGUGUUUCUGUGCAAAUCUGUUUCGUAAAUCUUCCUUAUCUGGUGGUGUAUUUUAGUUGUGGGUUAAUAGUUUGACUAGUUUUCAAACCGUAGCCAUACCAUGUCGCAAGAGGUGGAAGAAACGCUAAAACGUAUCCAAUCGCACAAGGGUGUUGUCGGAACCAUAGUGGUCAACAAUGAAGGCAUUCCUGUGAAAAGUACACUGGACAACACGUCCACGGUGCAGUAUGCCGGAUUGAUGAGCCAGCUGUCGGACAAGGCCCGGUCGGUGGUCCGUGAUUUGGACCCAUCGAAUGACCUGUCCUUCCUGCGGGUCCGGUCGAAGAAGCACGAAAUCAUGGUCGCUCCUGAUAAGGACUUCCUGUUAAUCGUCAUUCAAAAUCCAACGGACUAAACGGCGACAUCAGCUUACCCCGAAUGGAAGCAGUUACGAGUGAAUUGCUUCAAGCAUUACUUUUGUUCUUCUAUGUUAUCGUUCGAUAGGCAAACCCUUGAAGGGUAUGGAACCCGAUAUGGUUUUCCUACCCAUUUGCGAAGUGAUUCAGUUAAAUUAUAGUGCGAAAGUAGGGAAACAUUUAUAGACAGGGUGCAACGAGUGAUGAGUUCUUAUUUAAACAAUCUUCAUUGAAAGCAAACUAAUCGUGCAAACUUGAGGGAAAAUUAAACUGCACUAAAACAGUAAUGAAACACGGAUCUUGAAUUUUUUAUUUUUUUUAUUUUAUUCAUAUUUUCAUAAAAGCAACCGAACGAUAAAAGUUGCUGACUUCUUCUUAUGGUGCUGGUAGAAUUUUUGGAACAUUCCUACAUUGGGCCUGUGCCUCCUUAAAUCUGUAUCCUAAACCUUUGCAUUAAAAUAUUCAACUUUAUUACAAUCAACUUGAAAAGAAUGGCCAACUAAACUAAACACAAACUGCUGUAGUCAACAUUCUUCGAGGAGAACGUCCUCAAAAAUCACAAUAAAUUUUAAGUUGGUUGCUAACGAGAACUGCAGGAGAUAAUACAACUGAACAACAACAGACGAUGCCCAAUAUUGGAGCGUUCUUUACUGACUUGAUACAAUGAACAACGAACCCGGAUAGGAAAGAAUGUUCAAACUCGUGUAUAUGGGUCCAAUCGUUAUCCUCCGCUAUGGCCUACUUAUUCGUCCUACUUCUACGGUUAUCCACUAUCUGGGGAUGAAAGUAUUGUGGGUAUUUUUUUACAGGAUUAAUGAUUUUUUUGUUGGUCAAACACUUGGUCCAAUUUUCCGGUCCGACAGGGGUUUCGUUUUUCUUUUGGUGGGAAAAAUGUAGAUAGUUUUAAAAUACGUUCGAUCACAAUUGUUGGGCGGUAAAGUAUGCCCGUGGUUUUAAAACAUGCCGCCCAUAUCGGGCUGUUGUGGGUUCGGUUUUGUUCGAAAUAUUCAAUUGAUUUUUAAUAGGAAAAAGAGUAAUCCGAUUACUUUCCUUCCGACCCGACACUGUUUUUGCUGUUGUCCCAUGCGGUACAUCGAGCUUACAUAUAGCUUCGGGCUGUAAUUUACAGAGAGUAAAAAGGUUUUGUUUUUGUUUAUAAAUCGCUAGAUUUUUUUUAUGAGCUCGGUCUGCUUUGUA
Anopheles coustani is the source of this 1650-nucleotide messenger RNA. RefSeq names its product dynein light chain roadblock-type 2 (gene robl). The record is from RefSeq and is a predicted model, not a curated record. The transcript has 3 exons. Gene Ontology annotation, molecular function: dynein intermediate chain binding. Bases 159 to 452 code for a protein of 97 amino acids. Gene Ontology annotation, biological process: microtubule-based movement. NCBI's taxonomy places the organism in Eukaryota, Metazoa, Arthropoda, Insecta, Diptera, Culicidae. Gene Ontology annotation, cellular component: cytoplasmic dynein complex; cytoplasm; centrosome.